AAAUGAAACGACUGGUGAUGGGGUACAUCCUCCCGGCCAGACUGAUUGUGGACCCUUUGACUGAGGUGUCACUCAAUGAAGAACACCAGCUGCCAAAUACUGAGCUCUUCGUCGGAUCUGAGGCUACAGCAUUAAUUGUGAAUGAAGACCUCUCCACAGCGAGAAUCUAUAAGACAGCCAGGGCCUUCUACGUUGAAACCAUUAGGAAGAUGCUGAAGGUUUUCCCUCUUGAUUCCGAGCUGCUGAAGGCGCUAACCGUGCUUGACCCAGCCUCUCGCCUGGAUCUCUCACCAGUGACAGUGACAAGGCUAGGUGAGAUGCUUCCUCAACUAAGGCUUGAUCCAGAUAAACUGAGGGAGGAGCUAAUAGACUACCAAGUUGCUGACAAGAAGGAAUUGCCACAGGAGCGGAAAGUGGACAGAUUCUGGGGCCUAUUAGGGAAACAACAGUGCUUUAGUGAGAUAGCUAGGCUUAUGAAAGCAUUAUUGUGUAUUCCCCAUAGCAAUGCCUCCUCAGAAAGAACCUUCAGCAUGGUAAGGAAGAUAACUACAGAGAACAGGUCAAGUUUGAGCAAUAGUACUCUGUGCUCUUUUUUGUCCUGCAAGAUAAACUACACCAAACCUGCUCACAAGUAUGCCCCUUCUAAAAAUGUUCUAAAAGCGGCUAAGUCAGCCACCUACUUGUACCUACAUGCGUCUACAAAAGAAUAGGCACACUUGCAAUACACACUGUCAGAAGACAUACAAUGUAUACAAUCAAGGGCAUAAUCAGUAGCCUACAAUAAGUGCGGAUGUAAAAUUAAAGUUUUUUCCUAUGAUGUCAUUGUCAUUUUGUUAUUGUGCCAUGUUAUUUUGCUCUUACUUAAUUUUUUAAUAAAUGUUGGAAUGUGGAUCAA
Messenger RNA from Neoarius graeffei (lesser salmon catfish), 895 nucleotides. RefSeq lists its product as uncharacterized. The record is from RefSeq and is a predicted model, not a curated record. The coding region runs from base 3 to 710 and encodes 235 amino acids. The transcript has 3 exons. Lineage: Eukaryota; Metazoa; Chordata; Actinopteri; Siluriformes; Ariidae. Gene Ontology annotation, molecular function: protein dimerization activity.